AUGGACAUCCAUCUCUCCAGAAUACCCUACACAGCCACCGUGUAUGAUGUGCGCAGGGCAAUUGCGAACGUUCUGCAUAGUGACGAGUUCCAGCAACCUGACCCUCACGCCCGCGCUAUCAACUUCAAAGUUGUCUUGGACAUGGACGAAAGCCGUGGUGUACAGAACAAAGGGACGGGAACUCUAACUCUGCCCAAAUUAAAAACCUACGAUCUCCACAGCCGGCUUUUUCAAUGGCUUUCUGCUCACAAGUACUCAAUUCCCAUCGAGAAGGGUGCAAUCUACCUCCGCCGUUCUGAACGUGUGGCAUCUCGCAAGAUCGUGAGUUAUUUAAGCAAGGCCAGAUACAUCGACCCGGCGUUGGAGGAACUACGCGAUUCCAAGGUAGAUGCACUGAGAGAACACAUUCGAGUAGAUAUAACUCAGCUAGGCAUGUUAUUCUAUCCAUUUGCGCCCGGUCCUCCUCGUCCCUCGUUCUCUGCGGAAUGGACAUAUCCUAUAAGGGGUGUAUCAGAGUCAUGGGUUGCAAUAGACUAUAAGAAGAAGAACGUUAGAAUCGAGCUCGAAGAUCCAAGCUCACGUCAGCUUGAUGCGUAUAUCGUAAUUGACUUUGCAGACGUCGAUCACGUUUGGAUUGAGUACGACGUUGGCCAUCCAUUCGCGUGUUUUUCUUUGAUUGGGAGGCCCAAAUUCGAGAAGCCGGCUAAUUAUGCGUUCUUCGAUGAUUCAGAGGGCCACUUCGGCGCUUAUGACGAGGACGUAGACCAGUAUUUGGAAAUUGAUGAGAUUGACCCGCAGGGCAACACCACGGACUACAAGAGCAAUUACACGGACCGUGGCUAUUUGAGGCGACGCGUCACAAUGCUUGAUGAAAUACAUCGUCGAGUUGCUCCAUUUACUACGCAUGUGCGCAUAUGCUUCCCGACCCAGGGCGAAUGGGAGCGCUUUGAUGAACAAUGCAAAGUAGCUGGCUUCCCUAUCCGCCGCCAGUCGUUGGAGGCCAUCAAUUUCGGCAUGUAUUCCGUGGAUAGGCUUCGUAAAGCUCGUGCCUGGAUGCAAGUAUUUGAUCGAGAUUGGCCAUUUGCCUUUCAGCUAACAGCUCUGCUUUACAAUGGAUCACUGAAUACUGAAGAACUCAGUGCUUUGCGGCCUGAUAUUGAAAAAUUGCAUCGUGAACAGGCAUCUAUUGCAGCAAGUGUGUUACAGGACUUCAAAGGCGCCCCUGUGUCUCCGAACAUUCGCACUAUCGUGGACCAUAGACGAUACCUUGCUCGUAUCAUUGGGGAAAGGACAAUGUCUCUCGGCCAGCAACGCUCUGAUAAGAAUAUAUUCACGUGUCAUCAUGUCACCUUUACUCCGACUCGCAUGAUUUUAGAAGGUCCCUCUCGACUGCAGUCCAAUAGCGUCGUUCGAGAGUAUUGGGAAAAUAGGGAUCGCUUCAUUCGCGUUGAUUUUGUGGAUGAAAACCGGUCCCAUUUUCGCCUCGAUCAAGAGGUAGACGGUGCCUCAUUUCUACAAGACCGCGUUGGCACCAUCCUGAAAGGCGGCUUCCAAAUCGCUAGCAGGGUGUUCGAAUUGCUGGGAUAUUCCAAUUCUUCCUUGGGCGACCAUGUUUUCUGGUUUGUUAAUCCGUUUGAACGGGUAUCACGGAACGCGAAUGGUCAAGAAGUCCGUGAAUUUAUUACCGCGGAGGAAAUCAGGCGCAGGCUAGGAGACCUCUCUGAGAUAGCCCUCCCAGCGAAAUAUGCUGCUCGCAUCGGUCAAGCAUUCACAUCGACGUACUUUUCUGUACAGGUUGUUGAGGACGAAUGGGAGGAGAUCGAGGAGAUUCUCGAGGACAGAGAUAACCCCAAAUCCCAUGUGGACGGCCUGGGUAGGAUCUCACAAGACUUGGCAAAUGCCAUUUGGGAGGGAAUGUGUGAGGAAGAGCCAGAACGCAGAGCAUAUGGGGUGAAACCCUCUGCUUUCCAAAUUAGAUUUAUUGGUUAUAAAGGCGUGGUUGCUGUGGACAGGCAGCUCAAAGGUCGGAAGCUUUGUUUGCGGCCCGAGAUGAGGAAAUUUAAACCCCAUCGAUGCGACGGAUGCCGUGCAAAGUUGUUCUGCGCUCACUUGAACAACCCUAUCCAGUCUCUCCACAUCGCAGAAGCAUUCCACGGGCCUAGGCGAGCCUAUCUGACACGUGAUCCCGUGACGAUCCUAGAAGAUCGGGAGGUCCGCGAUGAAGUCUUUGAGAACCUGCAAGACGAAGCUAAGAGAACAACGUACAUGGCGCGAGACUCUUCCGAAAAGUACUUAGAGCUCUUGCAGAGCCAUCACUUAGGGUUUCAGUAUCGUCUACCUUUCCUUUUACAGCGCCUCCUGGAUAUCGGCCUUGAUUGUGGAAGCCAAAUUCUAGCGGAGAACGUUCUCAAUGACCCAUUUUUUCUUGGACUGCGAGAAUACGGAAUCCAGCAUGUCCUGCGAGACUUGAAGACCCGCGCCAGAAUCCCUGUCCCAAAUUCAUAUUUGCUCGUGGGCGUCGCAGAUGAAGGGCCCGCUUAUACCAAGCAAGGUCAUUCUGUGUAUCAGCUGAAAAAUGGACAAAUAUUCGCAUGUGUCCAGGAAUCUCCAGAUGCGAAACCGAUUUGGCUGAAGGGGCUUUGUUUCAUAACCAGAAGCCCUACAGUUCAUCCGGGUGAUGUCCAGCGUGUGACUGCGAUAGGCAAGCCUGACGUACCCGAUGGCCAGAUAUGUCUCUUUGAGCAUAUGAAGAAUGUGGUUGUGUUACCAACAGUGGGCUGUCGAUCCUUGGCCUCUUGCCUCGGUGGUGGAGAUCUCGAUGGCGAUUUAUACUACGUCUUCCACUAUAGUCAACUUCUUCCAGUUUUACACGUUCCCCCGGCUGCCUAUCCAGAUGAGAAGCCUCCACCGCGACAGUUUACGUUCGAUGACGUGUGCGAUUUUAUCGUGGAGUAUAUGCAUUCAGAUGUAUUGGGUCUGCUUUCAGUUCGGAGAUUAGUUAUUGCUGACCAGUCCCAGGAGGGAAGUCUCGAUAAACGCUGCAUCGAGCUUGCAAGACUGUGCAGCGAUGCAGUGGACUACCCAAAGACCGGCAGAGCGGUCAACAGCCGCACUGCGCCCAAGAAGCUCCUACCAUACAGCCCGGACUGGCACGCCGACGAGGACAAUAUCAGCGAUCCGCUGGCCGACUGCUACCAGUCCGAUCGGGCACUCGGCAAGCUGUAUCGUCGCAUCAAGCUGAACCCGCUCCCGCCCUCCACGCGGAGCCCCGUGCUCGUGCCUUCCAUCGCAAUUGCGUCAACACCACUUUCAGACAACAUUUCCAUGAAGCUGCUGCCGCUGCUCGAGUCACGUCUUGGGCCCUUCGGGCAGCCUAGCUGCGAGGAUGUGCUGCCUCUGUUCCGGACGUACCUGUCCGAGCUUCGGUGCAUAGCGCUGAUGCACUCGCUUUCGCCGAAGCCGGGGACGUUCGUCUCGGAAGAGGAGGUCGUACUAGGCGUUAUCCUGGCCACGAAUGCCGAACGCCGGAUCAAAGGCGAUAGGACGUACCGGAUGCGCGAAGACGUCGGGCAACUUGCGUGGCAGACCCGCCAGGAGCUGCUCCCGGGAAAUCGGGACACCGUGUUUUCGCAGGUCGUGCUGAGCGGAGCGCUGCGCCGGGCCUGGCUGGCGUGGAGGAUAUCACGCGAGAACCGAGACAUCUUUGGUGCGGGCAGCUUUGGGCUGAUAGUACUCGGCGUGAUAUUCGAUGUUUUCGAUAGGUGGGUGAAGAAGUGA
This is a messenger RNA of Fibroporia radiculosa, 3777 nucleotides long. RefSeq lists its product as uncharacterized. Gene Ontology annotation, biological process: siRNA processing. Lineage: Eukaryota; Fungi; Basidiomycota; Agaricomycetes; Polyporales; Fibroporiaceae. Gene Ontology annotation, molecular function: RNA-directed RNA polymerase activity. Bases 1 to 3777 code for a protein of 1258 amino acids. Gene Ontology annotation, cellular component: nuclear RNA-directed RNA polymerase complex. The record is from RefSeq and is a predicted model, not a curated record. The transcript has 13 exons.